CACAAGAACAAUAACAACAACAAUGUCUGCGCCCAUUGCCGGAGAUGCGUUCGUCUAAUUUUAUGAAUAAAUUAGACAGAUUUAUUUGAUUAAAGUGAUUAAGAUACUAUGGAAGAAUACAGGGAUGAAUUAAAAGCUGUGAAAGAGGAGCUACAGACAGUUGAAGAACAGAUAGAAGACCUUCUUCAGCGCCAGAAUGACCUAACAGUAAGAAAGGAUGAACUAGAAGCCAUAUUAAAGCAAAAUGAAUCAAGAUCUGAUGUGCAGGACCAGAGCUGGGAAAAAGCAGAUUUUCAGUGGUCAGAGAGACUACAGACCAAAUUGAAGUCUGUAUUUGGUAUUGACGCCCUGCGACCAAUGCAGUUACAGACAAUGAACGUGACAAUGUCGGGGAAAGAUUGUAUACUUAUAAUGCCUACAGGAGGUGGGAAAAGUCUGUGUUUCCAGCUUCCUGCAUUGCUAUCUAAAGGUAUAACAUUGGUUGUCUCCCCUUUAGUAUCUUUAAUGGAAGACCAGGUGAUGGCAUUACAGACCUAUAACAUAGAUGCUACACUAUUGAAUGCCAGCUCUGACAAGGACACUGUUAAACGUGUACAGGAAGCCAUGAUUGAUCACAAUGCAACACUCAAACUACUGUACGUAACUCCUGAGAAACUAUCUAAGAGUAAGAGAUUUAUGGCUCGCUUAGAGAAAAUGUACAAAGUAGGAAGAUUUGCAAGGCUUGUGAUUGAUGAAGUACAUUGUUGCUCACAGUGGGGACAUGACUUCAGACCUGAUUACAAAUUUCUGGGUAUCAUGAAGCGACAGUUUCCAGAUGUCCCUAUACUGGGCCUCACAGCCACUGCCACAACUUCAGUACUGGAGGAUGUUAAAAAGAUUCUUAAUAUUCAAAAUUGCCUUCUGUUCAGGGCCUCAUUUAACAGGCCUAACCUGUUCUAUGAGGUUCGUGAGAAGCCCUCGGUACAUAAGGAAUUGAUGGAGGAUAUACAGAGAUUGAUCAAUACAAAGUUCAAUAAUCAGUCAGGAAUCAUUUACACGUUCUCGAGGAAAGAAUCUGAGGAUGUUACCGUAGAUCUGCAGUCACGAGGGAUCAAGGCAGGGUGUUACCAUGCUGACCUUAGUCCUCGAGAAAGAAGUCGCGUACAUAAAGCCUGGAUAGAGAACAAAAUACAUGUUGUAGUAGCAACAGUAGCAUUUGGUAUGGGAAUAGACAAACCAGAUGUCAGAUUUGUAAUACAUCAUUCCCUGAGUAAAUCCAUGGAAAAUCUCUAUCAGGAGAGUGGCCGUGCAGGUCGUGAUGACAAGAAAUCUCACUGUAUUAUAUACUACCGGUUGCAGGACGUGUUACGUCAGAGCGCCAUGGUGAUGGCCGAACAAACCGGACUCAAUAACCUCUAUGGUAUCAUGACAUACUGCACUGAUGUUAGCAAAUGUAGAAGAAGUGUAAUAGCCAGAUACUUCGGUGAGGUUUGGGAACCUAGUCAGUGUAACAAGAUGUGUGACCAUUGUAAUUCUAACUACCAAGUUGAAAAGAAAGAUUUAACAGCAUAUUGUGUAAAUGUACUGAAGAUACUGGAUAAUGCUGCACCAUUGGAGAAUAAACUGACUGCUACAAAACUCCUUGAUGCCUGGCAGGGGAAAGGUCCAUCAGUUAACAGAGUUAAGGGAACAGAUACGGGGACAGAACGUGAGAAGUUGGAGCGUAUUCUUGCCUACAUGUUGAUGAAACAAUACAUCAGAGAAGAUUUUCACUUCACGCCAUACUCCACAAUUAGCUAUAUGGUACCAGGUCCAAAGGCUGGUCUGAUCAGAAAUGGAACACAGAAAGUCUUUUUAGAUAUGAAAGGAAAUAGAAAUUCUGAGGGUCCUCCUUCCUCUGUUUCAAAUGUCAAAGGACAAGAAUCUAGUCAGUCAUCUAGUGUCAAAGUCAAGGAUGCAAAAGUUUCACAGGAGAAACCAAAACUAGUGGUUAUUAACAGAGAAAAUUCUGUGUUCACUAAACACAAACAUGCAGCUCCUGAAAGUGAAGGUGAAAAUGGUAGCGAUAAAGUUAAAGAAAAAACAAAGUUAGGAAAAGCAAAGAGUGUAAAGGAAGUAAAAAAGAGGAGAAUUGUUAUCAGUAGCGAUAGUGAUUCUGAUGACCUUGACUUUGGUGGCGGAGAUGGUAAACUGACUACGAAGAAAUUUAAAUCAUGUGCAAAGGAAUCUUCGAAGGGAGGUGACUCUGAGCAUUAUUAAACUCAUGUUAGUCAUGGAGAGAUGAGUUCAGCAGUAAAAAAUGGUGGUUCCAUAGCAACAGAGUUGUCUGCCUUGACAAGUAGAGCAGUUUUGAUUGACUCUGACAGUGAUGAUGACUUUGUCAUGUAGUCAGUGAUAAUAGGAAGGUUGUAGUUUCAAAUUUUCAGGAGUUCUUUAACCCUUAGCCUGCGAAAUUUCUAUAAUGGACUGGUCCAUCAUUCAGUUUGGGCAGUACCACUUAUUAUUCGAAGAGGUGUUAGCUGAAAAUUUACUGUCUGAACAGCGAACAGUGCAGACCAUGAUCAGACUGCACGGAUGUGCAGGCUGAUCUUGGUCUGCACUGGUCGCAAAGGUAGAAAUAUUCACCACCAGCAGGCUAAGCGUUAAUCGUAUGGUUUCGUUAUUUAUAUCAGUAAGCAGCUAAUGUUUCAAAAUUCAGUUACUCUAAAAUGAAAAAUUUUGUGAGAGACUAAUUAUUGUGGAUUUUGUGGUAGUGUUUGACCAUGAAAUAAAAGCCCAUCAAACAAAUUCUUAUAUGAGAAUAUGUUAUAUUUUAAUCUUCUUACGUCAACGAAUUUAAGCCCCCUAAAAAUAGCUGGUUUGGCCAAAACCACAAAUCUCUUGCCUUUGAAAGUAACUGAUUUUACUGUAUUCAGUAAAUGUAGACAAAUACGUUCAGUUGUGCUCGUAAAUCUAAAGUUAGAAGUUUUGAACAUGUAGAUUUUCCUGUAUGGAGCGACUCUGUUAAAUUUGUCAAACAAUUUUUAGUAGACACCUAUUAUUCAUCAUAAGGAUUUACUUUACUUAGUGUACACGUAUUGAAAUACACAACCUUUCUGUCACUGUGAAAAACCUUUAUGUUAUUGUUGUAUAAUUAAGGAGAUAAAUAAAGCAUUAACAGCA
Mercenaria mercenaria is the source of this 3141-nucleotide messenger RNA. Its product is annotated as ATP-dependent DNA helicase Q1-like. Gene Ontology annotation, molecular function: nucleic acid binding; ATP binding; four-way junction helicase activity. The transcript has 13 exons. The record is from RefSeq and is a predicted model, not a curated record. Gene Ontology annotation, biological process: double-strand break repair via homologous recombination. Bases 109 to 2238 code for a protein of 709 amino acids. NCBI's taxonomy places the organism in Eukaryota, Metazoa, Mollusca, Bivalvia, Venerida, Veneridae. Gene Ontology annotation, cellular component: cytoplasm; chromosome.